GCAAGAAGAGAAACCCUGGGCUGAAAAUUCCUAAAGAAGCAUUUGAGCAACCACAGACAAGCUCCACGCCACCCAGAGAUCUAGACUCCAAAGCCUGCAUCUCUAUUGGCGAGGAGAACUUUGAGGUGAAAGCUGAUGACCUGGAGCCCAUCUCCGAGCUGGGACGAGGUGCGUACGGGGUGGUGGAGAAGAUGCGGCACAUGCCAAGCGGGCAGAUCAUGGCUGUGAAGCGGAUCCGAGCCACAGUGAACAGCCAGGAGCAGAAGAGGUUAUUGAUGGAUCUGGAUAUCUCCAUGAGGACGGUAGAUUGCCCCUUCACUGUCACCUUUUACGGGGCACUUUUCCGAGAGGGAGAUGUGUGGAUUUGCAUGGAGCUGAUGGAUACCUCACUGGACAAGUUCUACAAACACGUCAUUGACAAAGGCCUGACGAUCCCUGAGGACAUCUUAGGGAAAAUAGCUGUCUCUAUUGUAAAAGCACUAGAACAUCUACACAGUAAGCUCUCCGUGAUCCACAGAGAUGUAAAGCCCUCUAACGUGUUGAUCAAUACGCAGGGGCAGGUGAAAAUGUGCGAUUUUGGAAUUAGCGGUUACCUCGUUGACUCGGUUGCUAAAACCAUGGAUGCAGGAUGCAAACCCUACAUGGCUCCUGAAAGAAUUAACCCGGAGCUGAACCAGAAGGGGUACAGCGUCAAAUCCGAUAUCUGGAGCCUGGGGAUCACAAUGGUAGGGUGGCGGGGUGGCAAUGGGAAUAGGGCUCGUGGGGAGCCAUCGCCGCAGCUCCCGGCGGAGAAGUUCUCAGCAGAGUUCGUCGAUUUUACCUCGCAAUGCUUGAAGAAGAAUUCCAAAGAGCGGCCGACAUACCCAGAGCUUAUGCAACAUCCUUUCUUCACCCUGCACGAAUCCAAAGAGACAGACGUCGCCUCUUUUGUCAAACUCAUCCUGGGAGACUGAGAACUGGACUUGUAAAUGAAUUGCCCUUCUGUGGACUGGUGGGUGCAGGGGAGGGGCGCGUGGCAGGACUUGUCAUGAAAGCACCAACAGAAAGUCGCCGUGUUUCGUUUUGUUUUGUUUUUAUUCUGAGAAACCCCCGCCUCGACGAAGUUUUUAAAAGGGUUCUUUGGUAUCCAUAGUGACAUAGAACGAGCUGGUUAGUGAAAUGAAUUUUAAUAAGGUUGGUAACCUUAAAACAAAAACAAAACAAAAAAAAAAUUGAGAGAGUGAUUUACAUAUUUAAUGACAGUCAAAAUCCCUCUUCCUAACUUUCUCCUUGUCCCCCCUUUCCUUCCCCCUGAACCGGAAUUUGCUUUGUCAUGGUAAUAGGUGCUAUGGUAGUCAUGAAGUUGUAUGUAGAUUUAUAUUUUGUCCCUUCCAUUAUUUUAAUAUUUAUGUUAAGUGCUUGAUGGAAUAGAUUUCUGUUUUAUAUGA
Tauraco erythrolophus (red-crested turaco) is the source of this 1427-nucleotide messenger RNA. The record is from RefSeq and is a predicted model, not a curated record. Lineage: Eukaryota; Metazoa; Chordata; Aves; Musophagiformes; Musophagidae.